GGGGAAUGUGCUGCAGACCUCAGAAGCCAUUUUGAGAUGAUGUCCCUGUUGAGAAAGCCUAUGAAGAUGCUGAAAUCAACGAACAUGGUUACAACACUGUCUGUUUCUCCCUCCGUCUCCUCUAUUUCACCAUGGCAGCUGUCAACCGACGGGACAUUAGCAAAGCGGGGGUAUCAAGCUGCGCUCACAGAGUUAAAACGUCAUUGAUAUGAAAGAGGAGAGUGUCUUGUUUACUGUCUCUGUCCAGACAUGUAACACCGUGAGUUUUUUCCAGACUGAAAUCUUCCAGCAUCUCUCACAACCCAACGUCUCAUUGACUGAUUUGAGUUAAUUCACUCUUGUACCGGGAGAGAGAAGGGAGGCAGAUCCGUUUUGCCAAUGGCUUCUGUGAGCCUUGUUUCCAGUCCCCCAGCCCCUGUUCUUGACAAAAACAUGACAGACUCUGAGCUUGCAGGGGAUGAAAGAGAGGACGGAGAAUUGGAAGAUGGAGAAAUAGAUGAUGAGGGGAUCGGAAUUGAAGAGGAAAACAAAGAGGCUGCAGAGGUGAAUGAAGAGAAAGAGAGGGAAAAGGAGAAAGAAAAGGAAAAAGCUAAAGAGAAAGAAGAAAAGACUCACAGGCACUCAAGGAAAAGAUAUAAAAAGACCAGAGAGAAGAGGAGGUCCAAAAGGAGGAGACGUGACAGACAGAAACACCACUCCCCCUCCAGCAGCUCCAGCUCUGACAGCUACGACUCAGACUAUGACCGACCCGAAAGGCCCAAAAACAGAAAGAGCCAGGGAUCCGAUGGCCAGUCUUCUCAGCAUGGACGGGAUUCAAAGGGGGGCCACGGCAAUUCACAGAAGUCCCCGCCGCACAAGAGUAGUGAUUUUGACAAGUACAGCGAUUACAGCGAUGACAAGUAUGACUACGAAGAUGAGGAGGAUGAUUAUGAAGAUGACAUGUCCGAGUACCCGCAGUCAAAAGAUUCUCCAAGUCAGGGAAAGGGACGCCAUGCUAAAGACCAGAUGAAGAGGGGAGGCAUGAGGGGCAUGAAACAACAGCAAUUUGGGCAGAGGGGAAGAGGCAGAGGGAGUGGACCAGGUAGAGGACGAGGGAUGCUCAACAAGAACAAGAAGCUGAAGGGCAAACCCUGGGGAGGACGUGGACGAGGUCGAGGAGGAGACCAGGGCAUGGAAGACAUGACACUGGAAGGGAAAAAUCCCUCCAGUUUUCAGAAGAAACGGCCAAUUAUGAGCAAGGAGUUUAUCAAUCAGCACACAGUUGAACACAAUGGUAGAUACAUUUGCAAGUAUUUCCUGGAAGGUCGAUGCAUCAAGGGGGAACAGUGCAAGUUCGAACAUGAGCUUGUUGUCCCAGAUAAGAAAAAGGAACUCUGUAAAUUCUACCUCCAAGGGUAUUGCAGUAAAGGAGAUAAUUGCAUUUACAUGCACAAUGAAUAUCCAUGCAAGUUCUUUCAUACUGGAGCCAAGUGUUAUCAAGGGGACAACUGCAAAUUCUCCCAUGAGGCUUUGACCGAUGUGACCAAAGAGUUGCUUGAUAAGAUCAUUAACACUGAAGAGGAGAACGCCCGUGAGGAUGAGUUGGAGCUGGAGGAUCUGAGGAAGCAAGGUAUCGCCCCACUUCCAAAGCCACCUCCUGGGGUAGGGUUGCUCCCCACGCCUGGUCAGAGCAGUCCUACAGAUGGAGCUGCUGCUCAAGCAGGAAAGAAGAUCCCCUCUCUCUUUGAAAUCAAGGUUCAACCUACUGUAGACUUGGCACACAAAAUUGGUCUGAGUGGAUCCAACUUCACUCAGAAUCAAGGUGAAGGUACCAAUCAGUUUAGUGGAGGGUCAGAGGAAACACAGAGUGGAGGUAUGGUGCCUUCAGGCCCCACCGCUCCUCCUAUUCCUCCAUCUGGGUCCCCUGGUCCUAUGGGUCUCCCCACAGGGCCACCCAUGCCACAGAGCCCCCCAGGACAGCACCCACCACACGGCUUUCCAAUGCCACCGCCAAUCCCACCUGGUCAACCGCCGCCUUUUCAUGGAAACCGACCAAACAUCAGCCCUCAGAUGAAUAUGCAGAGGCCUCCGUUUCCCCCAAUACCAGAUCUACAGAUGCUACAAAGCCUCUUCCCAUUUCCAUCAAUGGGUCAGAACCCAGUAGAGUUCUUCAGCAACUUUCUCCGAAACCAGACCAUAGGCCAACAAGGAGUGGACCCUGGUGUGGCCUUCAUACAGAACCUCCAGCAGCAGAUGGGUGCAGAGUCACAGUUGCAGUCUCUACCACCAGCAGUGCAGAAAGCCAUCUUUUUACACCUGACCCAACAGCAACAAGAGUCACAGCCACAGGGGAAUGAGCCACCGAGAGCAGAGGGCCAGGAUGAUAACAGUGCAAACAGAGAUGAAACUACAAACUGGUACUCCAGUGAUGAGGAGGAUGGGAGCUGUGUAUCCUCCAUCCUCAAAUCUCUGAAGAAACAGAGUGAGAUGCAGAGUAAGACCCCCCCGCCUGCCCCUGUGGCCGCAGCACUGGUUGACCCUCGGCUUGUGAAGGAGAGGGCUACACCCAGUGACCCGCGUGUGAAGACAGACCCCCGGCAGCGACCCCCUGAUAUGAAAAAGGAGUCAGAUGGAGGCACGGAUCCACGUCUCUCCAGGGACCCCAGGAAGUUGAGACCCAUGGAGCCGGGCUCCUAUCGCCAGCAGAGCCACCCGGUUCCUCAAAAGCCACCUACUGGAGAAGAGGAUGAGGAAGGAGAGAGGGAACUCAGGGACAGAGCUGCCCUCAUCCCUCUAGAUGCCAGCCCUGGUGUGGUGCUGCGGGAUCCACGUUGCCAGUUAAAGCAGUUUAGCCACAUACGGGUGGACAUUCUGCUGCAGCGGCCUUCCUUUGCUCAGACAGUGGUAUGGGCUCCUGAGGACCUCAUCCCUUCUUUGGUGCCCAAACAGGAACACUCCAUCAACUUGCCCCUCCCACCCCUGAUUGCUGAUGCUCAGAUGAACCGAACAAGUCUGCCUGACCUUCCCCCCGUCUCCAGCCCUCCACCGACUGACCCCAGACUGGCAGCUGCACGUUUGAAGGGUCGACUGCCAUCUGUAUCUCUGGAGUCUCGAUCCUCCACAGAGAGACCUAUAGAUCCACGCCAGCAAAAGACUUUAGAUCCCAGACUCAAGCGUACAGGAAGUCUGGACUCCAAGCUGCUGGGUCAGAAAGAGCCCUCUUCUGGGGGAGGAGUUGCUGACCCCAGGUUACAAAAGGCCAGUGCUGGCUCCUCUCCUCACGCUGCUCGAGCCAAGACAGAGCCUGAGAGGCUGCCGCCAUAUGCGCCUCGUUUGGCGUCAUCUGGUGGAGGGCUGGAGAGUCCCACUACAAUCCUUGGAGGCAUCAGUCUGUACGAUCCUCGUAAUCAAACCGAGCAGGCUCAGCAGGACCAGGUAGAGCCUCCUAAAAAAGUGGGGAUUCUGAAACAUCCUGUUAAGAAAGACAACACUCCACCACCAUCGCUCUCCCCAACUCAACGAAGUGGCUCUUUCGAGGAGACGAAAAGCACAGACAGCACCUCAGAUCAGCCUCCACCUUCCACUACACCCACAGUGCCUCCGGCAUCACCAGUCAAACCCCCUGCAGUGCAUAAUCUUCCCAUCCAGGCACUGGCAGGGCUGAUCCGACCCCAGUACGCUGACCCCAGGCAGGCCAAACUAGCAGGACAGGGCUCUACAGGAGCACAAGAAGAAGCAGAGGAAAAGAAGGAGCAGGAGCAGGAAGAAGAGGAAACCACAGUGGAGGAGCCAAAACAGGAGGAUCCAGAGGAGGAGGCAGAAGACAGGACACUCAAGGACGUGUUCAAGACUUUUGAUCCCACUGCUUCCCCUUUCUGUCAGUAAACACUCCAGUGUGUAGAAAAGCUGCAUAUGUUUUGUACAUUGAUGAGACAUGUCUAUUAAUCAUUAUUUAGCUUUACCUGAAUCUAUUUAUUUCUGUAUAUAAAUUCUGUUUAUAAAUGAUCAUGAAUAGAAUCACAUACUAUCCAGCGCAUUGUAAAUUUAGCAGUACAGAGAUGAUGCUGAAUAUGUGCGCAGACACAAUGUAUAGUUUCUUUCAACGUAAUCAUAUUAAUGCUGAAAUGUGUGUUUUGAAAGUGUGUGUGUGAAGGUUUUUUUGUCAAUGGUUUAUUUUCAUGUUCGUUGUAAACAAUCAAAAACAAUGAAUUAUCAUGUUACAGUUUUCAGUAUGGACUGACACAUACUGUAUGUUGUUUACUAACCUUAAUUGCAGGCAUUACACCCUGUAGAAUAGAUUAUUCAUUAAUUCGACAUACAGAGAGAUGAUAGUGAGUAAUCAAUUGAACAGCAAUUUUAAGAAUCCAUUGAGAAUUUUUGUAUUUACAUAUUUAUUUAAAGACACUUUUAUAUCAGUGCUUCUGCUCACUUUUAUGAAAAGGGAUUUUUUCACAGAUGUUUUCUUGAACAUUUGCAAUUUUUACCACACAUAUCCUGAUAUGAGUUAAUGAUGUUUCAACCUCCAACAUGAUUAGGUGAGAUGAUCAAUACAGAAUCCCUGCAGGUGUUGCUAACUAAAAGACAACUAUGUACAUGAGAAGUUUAUUCAUCUGCUCCUUGCCUGAAAUACACACAAUACUUAAUGUCCCUACAGUGUGCUUGCAAAAUUCUUUGUGCAAUAUGAGAUAGUCCCUUUCUUACCUGAGAAGCUACAUUGUGUCCUUUUGCAACAUUACAGUGUCUCAAUUAAGAUUUUUGUACUUUUUGUACUUUGUGCGAUUCUCUUAAGUGGCCUAAAUGCUUUGAGGAUGUAAGGUCAACUUGCUAACCCGGCACUUUAUGGAGUAAAUUAAUAUUGGUGACUUCAUUUGAUUUCUCGUUCCUCAAAACACUCAAUACUGACCAGCUUGUAAGUAGCACUUUUAACAUACUCCACUUGUUUUCAUACUAGAUCAUCCAAAUAAGAAAUGAAGAGGGAUUGAAAAUCUUGGUUACAUUGCAGGUAUGUUUUACAAAUAUGACCUUAAUGUUUUUUUUCAUUGUUGAGUUGACUGGAGUUUUUCAUUGUUGGAGUUGACUGUAAAUGAACUCAUAUUGGGCUAAUGUGUGCUACAAAGGGUGAAUGUUGUGAGAGUAAUGUGGGUUGAGUUAGUUUUAUUUGAUAGCUAUGUGUUUGAUAAUGUGAGCCUCCCUUGUUGGGCUGAAGCUAAGUCACGUACGUACCUUAUUGUUUUCAUAAUUCACAUUGUAAAUGCUUUUUUUAAAAAAAAGAAAAAUCAUGUGUACAGUGUGUUUUUGAGUGUUUUAAUGAAUAAUGCUUUAUUUUUUGUCUGUAUGGUGGUUAUGGUUGUCAAAUAAUGUAUGAUAUUUUACCAACACAUAUUCCCAUAACAUUUCAGUGGUUUUAAUAUAAAUAUCUUAAUAAAGAGAUAAAACAUCAACAAUUUUA
Thunnus maccoyii (southern bluefin tuna) is the source of this 5428-nucleotide messenger RNA. RefSeq names its product zinc finger CCCH domain-containing protein 6. NCBI's taxonomy places the organism in Eukaryota, Metazoa, Chordata, Actinopteri, Scombriformes, Scombridae. Gene Ontology annotation, cellular component: nucleus. The record is from RefSeq and is a predicted model, not a curated record. The coding region runs from base 379 to 3864 and encodes 1161 amino acids. Gene Ontology annotation, biological process: negative regulation of DNA-templated transcription. Gene Ontology annotation, molecular function: RNA binding; metal ion binding. The transcript has 12 exons.